This is a messenger RNA of Aplosporella prunicola CBS 121167, 1739 nucleotides long. RefSeq lists its product as uncharacterized. Gene Ontology annotation, cellular component: membrane. Gene Ontology annotation, biological process: transmembrane transport. Gene Ontology annotation, molecular function: transmembrane transporter activity. The record is from RefSeq and is a predicted model, not a curated record. The transcript has 6 exons. Lineage: Eukaryota; Fungi; Ascomycota; Dothideomycetes; Botryosphaeriales; Aplosporellaceae. Bases 158 to 1630 code for a protein of 490 amino acids.
CCAUCUCAUACCCCGCAUAAUCCCCCUCACGGAGGUUUUGGAGAGGUUCCCGUAUUGAUACUAUAAAUUGCACUCGAAUGCGUGCUCUGUCCCUCUCGCCAUUCCAACAGUCGACCCGUCUUUUCCAAUCUUUUACCCGUUCGUAGCGCAAGAAACCAUGACCAAAGGCGAGCUGCAGGACCUAGAUAAGCAUGGCAACACGCAUGUCGAAAACGUGGUCGACCCCGCCUUAAACGACGAGCUAGCCCAGCUCAGCCCCGAGCAAUAUGCGGCUGCAGAGAGAAAGUUGAUCUGGAAACUUGAUCUGAGGAUCAUGCCCUGUCUUUGGCUCAUGAUUGUACUCAACUACCUUGACCGCAAUGCACUUGCCAAUGCCAGGAUUCAAGGCAUAGAAGAGUCUUUGAACCUCAAAGGAUCUCAGUUCAAUACUGCGAUUUCAGUCCUCUUUGCAGGAUAUAUAGCUCUGCAAAUUCCAUCUAACCUUAUUCUUACACGAGUGAGGCCAAGCUUGUAUCUGCCCGGCUGUAUGGCUGCCUGGGGCGUAGUUUCGGGUUUAAGCGCCGCAGUGCAUAACUUCGAAGGCCUGGUGAUUGUGAGGUUCUUCCUUGGAAUGGUUGAAGCCCCAUACUUUCCUGGGGCAUUACUGUUACUCUCCAGCUGGUAUACCAAGCGAGAAUUGGCACUGAGAACCUCAGUACUUUACUCGGGGAGCCUGCUUGCAGGCGGUUUCGGAGGCCUUGUUGGCGCAGGUGUACAAUCGGGACUUGAUGGAUCAAGAGGCCUUGACUCCUGGAGAUGGCUGUUUAUAAUCGAGGCCAGCCUCACUGUCUUUGUAGCUCUAUGUUCUAUGCUGAUUCUCCCGGACUAUCCCCAUUCAACCAAAUCACUUAGCCCUUUGGAACGUGCCAUUGCUGUCCGUCGGAUCCAAGUAAUGGCAUCAAUAUCCGACGAGAAGAAAGGAUCCGUGCUCUAUGGUCUGCGUCUCGCCAUCACCGACUACAAAGUAUGGCUGCUCUCCCUGAUGAUGAUUGCUAAAACAUCUGCGGGUGCCGUGAUGUCUUUCAUUCCGACUCUAGCAGAAACCUUCGGGUAUGGCAAGGUAGAGACUCUACUCCUUGUGGCACCUCCGUACGUCUUCGCAACCAUCGUCGCUCUCGCAGUGUCGUACAGCAGCGACAGAUUCUCGGAGCGCGCAUACCAUGUCGUCAUUCCUAUGGUGUUUGCUAUGGCUGGCUACAUUAUGGCGGCAUCCACGUUGGCGCUGCCAGCACGUUACUUGUCACUUUUCCUCAUGCUAGCGGGGCAAUAUGGUCCGUACAACGUGGCACUCGCUUGGAUCUCUAGCACUAUUCCGCAGCCACUUGAGAAGCGCUCGGCAGCCAUCGCGAUCAUCAACACGAUCGGGAACAUUGCGCAGAUCUAUUCGCCCUACUUCUACUUCGACGGGCCGCGAUAUUACCAAGCCAUGAUAGCCAACGCGUGCUUCUGCCUCGCCUGCCUGUGUGCCACGCUGAUAUUGCGGUGGUGCCUGUUGUGGGAGAACCGGAAGCUUGCGUCUGCCGAAGCCAACGAAGUGCAGGAGCCCGACAACGGGCGGAUAGACGAGAAAGGCUUCAGGUAUCUCUUGUGAUGACACGAUUCGGGGGGUUUCCUAGGCCUGUUUCUAUGGCACGACGUAGUCACUCAUUUUAUGGCGGAGUCUGUACAACGGGGUGGGAGGACAAGAGGGGCAGUGAUUA